Messenger RNA from Cyprinus carpio (common carp), 1371 nucleotides. RefSeq names its product CMRF35-like molecule 3. The transcript is spliced from 6 exons. The coding region runs from base 66 to 1217 and encodes 383 amino acids. NCBI's taxonomy places the organism in Eukaryota, Metazoa, Chordata, Actinopteri, Cypriniformes, Cyprinidae. The record is from RefSeq and is a predicted model, not a curated record.
UCUCGGAGCGGAAGAGAAAGACUGUAACGGUUCUCACACAGAAUUUGGACUCAUAUUUAAGUGAAAUGUUCAGAAUGUGUGUCGUUCUGCUCGUCUUUUCCAGCAUCUGUACAGUUGUUGUUGGUGCUCCAGUUAAAGUCACAGGACACACAGGAGGGAGAGCUGACAUCAGAUGCACAUAUGAAUCUGGAUAUGAAUCAAAUUCAAAGUAUUUGUGUAAAGGCGCGUGUAACAUUGGAAAUAAAGUCAUCAUGGUUAAAUCAGGAUCUCCAGCUGAAGACCAGAGAUUCUCUCUGAGUGACGACAGGACGGCCAGAGUUUUCACCGUCACCAUCACUGAUCUGAGACAAGAGGAUGCAGGACAGUACUGGUGUGGAGUGAAGAGGAGUUUAUCUGAUGUCUAUUCAGAGAUUGUGUUGCUGGUUAAACAGGAUAAUAAGACCACUGAGGUUUCGACCACCAGUCCUUUUACAGCAACACCGUCAAAUUUCAGCAAAACAGAACCAUAUCCACAGUCCAGCAACAUCACAAUCACAGAAAGAAAAGAAACAAUCACAGAAAGAAACGAAACAAUCCCAGAUCGGCACAACUCCUCAUCAGGCUCUGUCAUCUACAUCUCUGUUGGGGUAGUCAUCAUGCUGGUCAUCUUCCUAAUGGCGCUGAUGCUGCUGUGUAUGAAGAGAAGCAGGAAAUCACCAAGAGUUACUCAAUCUGGACUUUCACAACAAGUCUCCGUUGUGCUUCUUCCUUUGAAUGAAAAAACUGCAGAGGACUUUAAUGACCACAAAUAUGAGGAAAUCAACAAGUGGCAGCACAAGAACAAAGACAUCACAACGGUGUACACAACAGCAGAUAGACUAGAUGAUCCAACGAUCUACUCUACAGCAGAUAAACCUGAUGAUCCAACGAUCUACUCUACAGCAGAUAAACCUGAUGAUCCAACGAUCUACUCUACAGCAGAUAAACCUGAUGAUCCAACGAUCUACUCUACAGCAGAUAAACCUGAUGAUCCAACGAUCUACUCUACAGCAGAUAAACCUGACGAUUCAAUGAUCUACUCUACAGCAGAUAAACCAGACGAUUCAACAAUCUACUCAUCAGCAGAUAAACCUGAAGAUUCAACAAUCUACUCAACAGCAGAUAAACCUGACGAUUCAAUGAUCUACUCAACAGCAGAUAAACCAGAUGUUUCAACGAUCUACUCAACGGUAGAUUGACCAGAUGAUCCAACCGUAUGAUGAUUUUACUGACUGCGUCUCAGAGCAGCUGAUGCAUCAGUGAAAAAUGCAUCAGUGACAGGACAAAAAAAAAAUGAUUUUAAGAAGAAAUUUUGGAUAAAGAAAUCCCAGAUUUAAAGAUUUUAAGAAGACA